This is a messenger RNA of Anopheles coluzzii, 6348 nucleotides long. It is a transcript of the gene Top2, whose product is annotated as DNA topoisomerase 2. Gene Ontology annotation, cellular component: nucleus. The record is from RefSeq and is a predicted model, not a curated record. Gene Ontology annotation, molecular function: DNA binding; DNA topoisomerase type II (double strand cut, ATP-hydrolyzing) activity; ATP binding. Gene Ontology annotation, biological process: resolution of meiotic recombination intermediates; sister chromatid segregation; DNA topological change. Bases 405 to 4997 code for a protein of 1530 amino acids. The transcript is spliced from 6 exons. Lineage: Eukaryota; Metazoa; Arthropoda; Insecta; Diptera; Culicidae.
CUCGGUUGACAGCUCGGCUUUUUUCCGAUUAGCGCGCGCUCUUUCGCACUGCCGGCGUCACCGCAAACGAAAGCUGCAGCUGUUGUGUUUGUCCACCUCGGGUCUGCCAGAAGCUGGUUUCAUUCGCACAUCAGAUCUCGCAGGUGCGCGCGCGUGUUUGUGUGUUUGUGUGUGGUUCCGUGUGUGCGGGUAGUGCUUGCCAACAAAACAAGCGAACAGCGAGGGUGAUUACUGGUGUGUUUUUCGGUCCAAUAUUCUGCUCUGGUCGAGGACAUCCGGCAGCAGCAGCAGCUUCCCCACAGCAACAAACCCGCCGUUGCCGCAGCCUACUGCGUUGAGAAUAACGAUCUUGGUUGGGAACGUAAAGAGAAGCUGCUCUGGUACGCGAAGAAUAAGCCGCAGCAAUGACCGACAUCCGGGCAAUGUUUGCCAACCAGCAAAAUGGCUCGGCAGCUGCCGCCGCGGCCGCCACAGCGAGCCCGAAGAUUGGCGGUAAAUCGAUCGAAAAGAUUUACCAGAAGAAAUCGCAGCUAGAGCACAUCCUGCUCCGACCGGACACAUACAUCGGGUCGGUUGAGAUGGUAAAGGAACCGAUGUGGAUAUUCGACAAGGAGGCGAACAAGAUGGUGCAGCGCGACAUCACGUACGUCCCGGGGCUGUACAAGAUCUUCGACGAGAUACUGGUGAACGCGGCGGACAACAAGCAGCGCGACCCGAAGAUGAGCACGAUCAAGGUGGAGAUCAACCAGGAAACGAACACGAUCUCGGUGUGGAACGACGGCCACGGCAUACCGGUGGUGAUGCACAAGGAGGAAAAGAUGUACGUGCCGACGAUGAUCUUCGGGCAUCUGCUCACCUCAUCGAACUACAACGACGAGGAGGAGAAGGUGACGGGCGGCCGCAACGGGUACGGUGCGAAGCUGUGCAACAUCUUCAGCACCAAGUUUACGGUCGAGACGGCGUCGAAGCAGUACAAGAAGUGCUUCAAGCAGACCUGGGGCGACAACAUGUCCAAGACGACGGAGCCGAAGAUCAAGGAGGACUUUUUCGGCAACGACUACACCAAGAUCACCUUCUCGCCCGAUCUGAGCAAGUUCAAGAUGGAGAAGCUGGACGACGACAUCGUCGGGCUGCUGUCGCGCCGUGCGUACGAUGUGGCCGCGUCGACCCGGGGCGUCAGCGUCUACCUGAACGGGACGCGCGUGCCGGUGAAGAACUUCAAGGACUACAUCGAUCUGUUCCUGCGCGACACGACCGACGACGUGGGCGCACCGGUGAAGAUGUGCUACGAGUCGGUGAACGAGCGCUGGGAGGUGGCGGUGGCCAUCUCCGAGCGGGGCUUCCAGCAGGUCUCGUUCGUGAACUCGAUCGCGACGACCAAGGGCGGCCGGCACGUCGACUACGUGUCCGACAUGAUCGUGAAGCAGCUGAUCGAGGUGCUGAAGAAGAAGAACAAGGGCGGCGUCACGAUCAAACCGUUCCAGGUGAAGAACCACAUGUGGGUGUUCAUCAACUGUCUGAUCGUGAACCCGACGUUCGACUCGCAGACGAAGGAAAACAUGACGCUGCAGUCGAAGAGCUUCGGCUCGAAGUGCGCACUGUCGGAGAAGUUCAUCACGGCCGUGUCGAAGAGCGGCAUCGUCGAGUCGGUGCUGCAGUGGGCCAAGUUUAAGGCGCAAACCGACCUGGCCAAAACGUCCGGCUCGAAAAAGUCGAAGAUCAAGGGCAUCCCGAAGCUGGAGGACGCGAACGAUGCCGGCUCGCGCAACUCGCUCAACUGCACGCUCAUCCUCACCGAGGGAGACUCGGCCAAAACGCUCGCCGUGUCCGGGCUGGGGGUGGUCGGGCGCGACACGUACGGCGUGUUUCCGCUGCGCGGUAAGCUGCUGAACGUGCGCGAGGCAACGCACAAGCAGAUCCUGGAGAAUGCGGAAAUUAACAAUCUGAUCAAGAUCCUCGGCCUGCAGUACAAGAAGAAGUACCUCACGAUGGACGAUCUGAAGACGCUCCGGUACGGCAAGGUGAUGAUCAUGACCGAUCAGGAUCAGGACGGGUCGCACAUCAAGGGGCUGCUGAUUAACUUCAUCCACACGAACUGGCCGGAGCUGCUGCGGCUGCCGUUCCUGGAGGAGUUCAUUACGCCGAUCGUGAAGGCGACGAAGAAGAAUGGCGAGGAGCUGUCGUUCUUCUCGCUGCCCGAGUUCGAGGAGUGGAAGGCGGAAACGGCCAACUCGCACACGUACAACAUCAAGUACUACAAGGGUUUGGGUACGUCCACGUCGAAGGAGGCGAAGGAGUACUUCCAGAACAUGGAGCGGCACCGGAUCCUGUUCCGGUACGAGGACACCGGGGACGACGAUGCGAUCAUGCUCGCCUUCUCGAAGAAGGCGAUCGAGCAGCGCAAGGACUGGCUGACGGCGCACAUGGAGGAGUGCCGGCACCGGAAGUCGGUCGGGCUGCAGGAGCGCUACCUGUACACGAAGACGACCAAGGAGAUCAGCUACAAGGACUUUGUCAACCUGGAGCUGGUACUGUUCUCCAACUCGGACAACGUGCGCUCCAUUCCGUGCAUGCUGGACGGGUUGAAGCCGGGCCAGCGCAAGGUGCUGUACACGUGCUUCAAGCGUGACGACAAGCGCGAGGUGAAGGUGGCCCAGCUGGCCGGUUCGGUGGCGGAAAAGUCCGCCUACCAUCACGGCGAGAUGUCGCUCUGCUCGACGAUCAUCAACCUGGCGCAGAACUACGUCGGCAGCAACAACAUCAAUCUGCUGUACCCGGGCGGUCAGUUCGGUACGCGGCUGACGGGUGGCAAGGACAGCGCCAGCCCCAGGUACAUCUUCACGAUGCUGUCCGCGCUGACGCGGCACAUCUUCCAUCCGCUCGACGAUCCGCUGCUCGAGUACCAGUACGAGGAUAAUCAGCGCAUCGAGCCGGUUUGGUAUCUGCCGAUCAUUCCGAUGCUGCUGAUCAACGGGGCGGACGGUAUCGGCACUGGGUGGGCUACGAAAAUCCCCAACCACAAUCCGCGCGACGUGAUUGCCAACAUUCGCCGCAUGCUGAACGGCGACGAGCCGAAGAUGCUGACGCCAUGGUACAAAAACUUCCGCGGUGUGAUCGAAUCGGUCGGACAUCAGAAGUACCUCACCGCGGGCACUGUGGGGCUGCUGGAUGGGAAGAAGAUUGAAAUUUCCGAACUGCCGAUCGGCACGUGGACGCAAACGUACAAGGAGAACGUGCUGGAGCCGCUGCUGCACGGGUCGGACAAGGCGAAGGCGGUCAUUGCCGACUACAAGGAGUACAACACGGACACGACCGUGCGGUUCGUCAUCUCCUUCCUGCCCGGCGAGUACGAGAAGCUGUACGCGGAGGAGGGCGGCUUCCACCGGCUGUUCAAGCUGACCAGCUCGAUCUCGACCGCGUCGAUGAACGCGUUCGACGACAAGAACUACCUGAAGCGGUACGCGCACGCGAACGAAAUCUUCAUGGAGUUCUACACGGUGCGGCUCGACUUUUACGGCAAGCGGCGGGCGUACCUGCUCGGCAUGCUGCAGGCGGAAGCGGACAGCCUGUCGGACAAGGCGCGCUUCAUCAUGGAGAAGUGCAACGGCACGCUGGUGGUGGAGAACAAGAAGCGCAAGGCGCUGAUCGACGAGCUGAUCAAGCGCGGCUACCGGGCCGACCCGAUCCAGGAGUGGAAGCGCCGGGUGCAGACCAACGACGAGGAGGAGGAGGACCAGCAGGGCGAGGGCGAGGAGGAGGAAGAGCAGGAGGACGUGAAGCCGGGCAAAUCGACGGCCGGCAAGGGCAAGGGCGCCGGCAGCUCGUCGGUCGAUCCGGAGAAAGCGUUCCAGCGGCUGACCGAUGUGAAGAAGUUCAACUACCUGCUGGGUAUGUCGAUGUGGAUGCUGACGGAGGAGCGCAAGAAUGAGAUACUGAAGCAGCGGGACCAGAAGCUGGCCGAGCUGAAGUCGCUGGAAGCGAAGACGGUGCAGGGCCUGUGGAUGGACGAUCUCGAUGCGCUGUCGCGCAAGCUGGACGAGGUGGAGGAGAAGGAGCGGCUCGAUGCGAUCAGCACGGAGAAGAAGCUGAAGGCGGGCAUGAUGAAGGCGAGCGCCGGCGGUGGUCGUGCGAAGGCCGUUUCGCGCAAGACGGCCAUCGACGACACGAAGCCGAGCGUCGAUGCCGAGCCGGUACAGUUCCGGAUGUCGGAGGAGAUGAUCAAGCGGCUGGAGCGGGCCGUCGCCGGCAAGGUGAAGAAGGAGAAGAAGGAACCGGGCGAGAAUGGGGAGGAGGGUGGCGGCGAGAUGGAUGAGUUCGAUGCGCUGGUGGAGGGUGGUACGGCGGGCGACAAGCCGAAGCCGAAACCGCGCGUCAAGAAGGAGCCGAAGGAUCCGAAAGCGCCGAAAGCACCGCGAGCGCCGAGGGUGAAGAAGGAGAAGGGUUCGCCGGCCGAGAAGGGCAAGCGUGGACGGAAGAAGAAGGCCACAUCGUCCGACGAGGAGGAUGCCUUCAACUCGGACCUGAGCGGGGAUGAUUUCGCUUCGCCGGUGAACGUCCCAACACGGGAGAAGACGGGGCGCCGUGCAGCUGCUGCCAAGAAGGUGAACUAUUCCGCAAUGGACAUGGGCGACGAUGGCGAGGAUGACGAUUUCAACCGUUCCGAUGACGAAAUGUUCGACAACAAUCCGGAGGGUGGCCGCAAGCCGGGCGCCGCCGAUGACAGCGAUGUGGAGGUGCAGGAUGCGCCCGGUGCCUCCGUGAUCGAUCUCGACGACGACGACGACUCGUCGCCGGUGAAGAAGAAGCCGGGCCCGGUGAAAAAGCGUGCCCUUGGUCCGAAGGCGACGGAAACGACGGCGGGUACCAAGCGAGGCCGCAAGCCAGCGGGAAGCAGUAGCGAAACGGACAAACCAGUAAAGAAAGCAAAGAAGAAGGUCAUCGACUCUGAGGAGGAAGAUUCGCCGUCGAUGGAUGACGAUGAUGAUUCGGACUUCUAAUAUGGGCGGUUGGCCGGGAGAAGUAGGAAGAGAGAAAGAGAGAGAGAGAGAGAGUUCGUGAUUUUACUUUGUACACCAACCGUAGCGUUGAAAACCCCUUUAUAUGAUAAUUUUAAAACAAGCCCCAAUUUAUAUAAGCGCCGCUGGCCACCCCACCCCCCAAAAUGAUGAACUGCGCGCACACAGAGACACAGAGGGGAGAUAGAGAAGCAAACGAAGUAGUGUUUAGAAUAUUGGAGGGAAAUGAAAAGAAGAAAUAAUUACGGAACGAUGAACUAAACAGAAGCAGAAGCAGCAGUGGCAGCGGCAGUAGCCGUUCUAAUGUAUUUCAUUUCUUGUGCCGGCUAAAAGGUAAGCGAUUAUAGAAGUAUUAGAAGCGAAUAGAUGCUUUAAACAUGAUGGCACGUUUGUUUUAUGAGUGUGUGUGUGUGUGUGUCUGUGUACGUUUUGUGAAUGGUUUUCUCUCGAAAGAGGGUAGAGUUUAGUGGGAAAAGGGGUUUGGUCUCAAAAGUAGAAGCUUUUUUCCCUCCAUUUUGAGAGAAAGCGUUCGUGAUCCGUUUCACGACGUCACUACACAAACACUACACACGCACAUCAGAAAAGCCCACAAUUGGCAGUGUCCUGGUGUGUCCUGGCCCUUUCCCUUACAGUUACAGUGCAGUGGAUUGUAACAGAACCAUGAGGGAUUAGUAAUACAAACCUUCUUUUGUCAGCUAAAUUAGCAGCAAUAAAAAUACACUCUCUAUCUGGUAGGGCCCGAAUAAAAGCAAAUUAUAUGACACAGCCAACAACAUUGCUAGAAUAAGAAGUGGAAGAGGAUGGAUUGUUUUCCCCCGCGCCUAUAACUGUAACCCGGUCUCACUACUCCGGCGUGUUUAGAGCGGGUUAGCGGGGCUCUGGGUGCGAUUGUAGGUUGGGCAUCUGUAGUAGUAUUUUACACAACUUAAACGUAUAUCAAACUGAAUACAUUACCGUAAAACCAGAUAUAAGUACCAUGUACAAUUUACAUUUACAACCAGAAACCACUUCCCCCCGGUCGCGGAAGCUGAAAAAAAUCGACAUUCUCACAUUGCGCAAAACGCAGAAUGUUGUCCCGUUUACUGCAACAGAACAGAAAACUUGAAUUUUAAAUGUAAAACAAAAGAAUAAAAACGUGUGUGUGUGUGUAUGUAUGUAAGUUCAAAAUGUACUCUUCUCUCCUUACUAACCACUACACUUUCCAACUCUCCAUAUAGAAUUUGGCCCCCUCGUACUUGAUAGAAAUUGCCAAAGUGGAUCCGGAUUUGUUUAGUUUUUUUUCGUCGUCUAAAUUAAAAUUAAUACUUCAAAUAAACACUGUAGAUACUUUGUA